Molecule: messenger RNA, 2480 nt
Organism: Dendronephthya gigantea
Lineage: Eukaryota; Metazoa; Cnidaria; Anthozoa; Malacalcyonacea; Nephtheidae
Exons: 10
Coding region: 78-2024 (648 amino acids)
Source: RefSeq, a predicted model, not a curated record
UUCGAAAACAUCAACAAAUAUACUUAGCGAAUCAUGUUAUUGAUACCAAACAUGCAGAUACCGAGUUGGAAUGCUCCAUGCAUUGUGUUGGUGAUCAAUCGUGUGCUUCAGUGAAUUUUAAAACCUCUGGAACCGAUAAAGGUCUGUGUGAGCUCAACAGUAAGACACUCCGAGAGAUAUCUUACGCUGAUGGAAGAAUGUAUAACCCAAAAUUCAACCAUCUUUACAAAGUUAAAAAGAGGCCAGCAGAUCCCAUUCAAACCCAGGAGACACAGCGCCAAGCAACAGGGCAAUGCAAAGAGACCGCACUAGGAAUGGAAAACAUGAAAAUUUCUGAUUCAAAGAUAACUGCAUCAACUGAAUAUAGUGGGAAACAUUCCGCACGAAAGGCUCGAUUAAAUGGCCCUGAUUCCUGGGUUGCGAAACAAAAUGAUUCAGAUCCAUGGAUUGAAGUUGAUCUUGGCAGAAAUGAAACUAUCACAGCCAUUGCAAUUCAAGGCCAAUGGCGAUGGGUACAAUGGGUGAAGACUUUUACCGUCUCAUACAGUUCAAGUGGAAAAAAAUUUGAUUUUUAUAAAAUAAACGGAAGUUAUUGCAAGUCAAGAGACGUUGCAUUUGGAAUGCAAAAUGGAAAGAUUCACAAUUUGCAGUUGAAUUCUUCAAGUGUUUAUCAAAAUAAGAUGAUGUACAGCCCAAAAAAUGGGCGAUUGCAUGGGGAAAACUCCUGGAGAGCGAAGACAAACGACGACAAGCAAUGGAUUCAGGUUGAUUUUAGUGGAGAGGAAAUCGUUACAGGAAUUGCCAGUCAGGGUGAUGAGAAAUCCGAAGAUUGGGUGAAGUCUUAUCUCGUGUCAUACAGUUUGGAUGGAAUAAAUUACAAGAAUUAUACAAUCGGCGGGGUUCACAAGGUGUUUCAUGGAAAUGAAGACCAGAUAUCUGUCGUUACAAAUGUCUUAUCUCCAGCAAUAACCGCGCGUUACAUUCGCAUAAACCCAGUUUCUUGGUUUAACAACAUAUCUAUGAGGAUCGAAGUUUUUGGUUGCUACGCAGGACCUUGCACUGGCAGUGAGGUUCCACUUGGAGUGGAGAAUGAAAGGAUAAAGGAUUCUCAGAUGUCAUCAUCAACUGCACAAAACCGAUUUCCUGCAUCAGAUGGGAGACUAAACAGCCGCCGGGCUGGGGCAUAUGAGUUUCUAAACUAUGGAAGGUCAUGGCGUCCCAAAGAUUAUAAUCAGGGCCAAUGGCUCCAAGUGGAUCUUGGCAAGAAGGAAAUUGUUACAGCGAUUGCCACUCAAGGUUAUGGCACUGGUUAUUGGGUGAAGACUUAUUCAAUGUCUUACGGUUUGGAUGAAGAAAACCUCACUUCAUACAGAAUGAAUACAACUCAGAAGGUGUUUGAUGGAAAUACGGACGAAAACUCUGUUGUGACAAAUGUCUUAUCACCAGCUGUAACAGCUCGUUAUAUCCGCAUACACCCAAAGACAUGGAACAAUGUCAUUUCCUUGAGAGUGGAACUUUAUGGUUGUCCAAGAGUGAAUCCAAUUCUUUGCAAAGCUGGUGAAAGGGCACUUGGCGUGGAAGUUAGGGAAAAAGUUAAAGAUUCUCAAUUAACUUCUUCGAGUGAUUUGAAAAAAAGUUUCUCAGCAGCCUAUGGACGAUUGUACAAUAGAAGCGCAGUAUGGAGAGCAGGAAUAAACGACAAGAACCAGUGGUUACAGGUUGAUCUUGGCAAGAAGGAAGUUGUCUCAGGGAUUGCCACUCAGGGAGGAUAUUAUUAUUAUCAAGGUUCUUGUUGUCGUUAUUGUUGGGUGGAAACUUAUUUCGUGGAAUAUAGAUUGAAUGGAACAACGUUGGAGUCUUACAAAGAUGGAGGUGUUGAUAAGAUAUUCAUUGGGAAUAGUGACAACUCUGACAUUGUUAAGAAUGACCUAUCUCCACCUAUCACUGCACGUUAUAUUCGUAUACAUCCAGUGUCCUGGGGUUACAGCAUAUGUAUGGGAAUUGAGCUUUAUAGUUGUUAUUGAGUUUUUGGCUUGGCGAAUCUUACGAAGCAGUUCAAUAUAUGGUUAGUAUAUAGAUGAUAAAAUGAAGAGAUCGUGGCUUCAAAAUAAAUAUAAGCUUAGUCAUUCGUAAUGCAUAGGCAUCGAAUAUAUUACAGUAUAGUAUGUAUGAUUGUACGUUUAUUAUUACUUAAUAGUCUGUCAUGUAUUAUGCACUGGUAAUAAAUUACAUUUAAAUCAACAAUUAUACGAAAAAGAUGGCGGUAUGUGCAUUUCAAGCUAAAAAAAUGGCUGGGAAAAAGACAAGUUGAGUACCCAAUGUUAGUUAUGACGUAUAAUUAGUAAUUUAACACGACAGAGGAAACAAUCCCAUGUUUUAUGACGAUUUUUCAAAGACGACGUUUGAUUUCACCGUACACUACCGCAAAUAUUCUUGUAAACAGACAUCCGCCAUUUUCAGAGUUUUUGACUGCACGAGCC